CGUACUUGCAUAUAAUUUUAUUGUCGUUCGUUCUUACACUUACACCGUGUGAAAAAUGAAAUACGCGUGAUUUACUAUUCUGGAAAACGGGAUAAAGAUUCAGAAUUAGAAUAAAGUGAAAGGUACAAAAGGAUUGCUAAAUAAAUUGAUAACAAGCAAAGUAGAACCAUGGCGGAAGGAGGGGAGACGAUAGAAAAUGAUACAGAACCUUACAGGAGAGUUUUAGAUAAAUGCAGGAGAAAAUUUGUAGAUGAUCUUGAACCCAUUGCACUAUUGGACGUCUUUGUUGAAGAAGACUAUAUUACAAACACAAAGGAACGAGAUAUAAAGGAGCUUCCGAACACUUCGUACAUGAACCGACAAAUCUUGGAUAUUGUUAGGCCAAAAGGUAUUACUGGAUAUAUUCAAUUCAAAACCUACUUGAGAACGUCUCGCCAGGAGUAUUUAGCUGAUCAUCUGGAAUCCACUGAAACUCAACUUAUUGGAACAACUAUUAAAGAUGAAAACAAUGCACAAACUGUCACCAAAAACACAGGCUAUACAUGCACGGUCUGUGAUGUUGCAUAUGAAACUGUGGAGCUAUUGGUACAACAUACACAAACCAUGGAACAUCUUGAUCUGAUUCAGAAGCAAGAAACAUUUGCAAAAGAGAUUGUAGAAGAUUCAACUGAAGAUAGCAACGACAUGUCGGAAGUUUCGAGUGUAAACGAGGAAAAUGUAUUUGAUUCCUCUGUCCAAGUCAGCAAAUGUUACAUUUGCGAUGUUUCUUUUACAUCUUCGUCGCAUGCAGAUAGUCAUUUAAGUGGAAAACCUCACAAAAAGCGGAAAUCACUGUUUGAAACGAGAAGUCAGAUGUCUAGUCCUGGUUCCAGUGAAAGCCAUACAGUUAAAAUGAAGGUUGUAGACCAGCCUGAUUGCGGUUUAUCUUUAAGAGUAGAAACAUUGAGUUUGGGGAGCAAUACAGGCAUAAUUGAGGAACGCAGAAGGAUGCUUUUCUGUGAGGUUUGUCAAGUUCCAUUCACUGGGAUAGAAAGUGAAAAGCAACACUAUGAUAGUGAUAAGCAUAAAAAGAAAGUAAGAGUACUCGAACAGCAGAAACAAGGCGAGGCGUUUCCUUUGCAAUGCGAAAUCUGCAAUUCCAGCUUUAAUGGCCAAGAAAGUGCUAAGGCGCAUUUUAACAGCGACAAACACAAGAAGAAAGCGAGUACAUCACUCACUGAAGGCUCGGCUCUAUCAUGUGAUGCUUGCAACUGUUCUUUUAGCGGUCCUGAAAAUGCAGCGGCUCAUUUUGCCAGUGAAAAGCAUAAGAAGAAAGUGAGUGUAUCACUCACUGAAAGCUCGGCUCUAUCAUGUGAUGUUUGCAACUGUUCUUUCACCGGCCCUGAAAGUGCAGCGGCUCAUUUUGCGAGUGAAAAGCAUAAGAAGAAGGAACUCAAAGCAAAAUCAGACGCACCUGAAGAAAGUUUACUGUCUUGUGCCAUCUGUAAAUGUCCGUUUUCUAGUGAGGAAAAUGCCAAGCAACAUUAUGCGGGAAAGAAACACAAGAAAGCACUUGCUAUUUAUCAAGAAAGUGAAAGGCGUUUAAAGGCAAACUUUCAAAGCAACAGCAUGUCUUAUAAUGAGGGUAGCAGCGUUACUAAUAAUGAGAGUAACAAUAAUAUAGCGGCCAAUAGUGACACCAACAACGCGGCUCAGAGUGACCGAUACAAAGCUGUCGAGGGUGACCGUAAUCAUUUUAAUGACGACACCAACUCUGCUCAAUCAACCACCGAAGCAGAUCCCGAAAAUGAUAAUCAUGAAAAUUCCGAUGAAGAUGAAGAUAUUUCAGCUGAUAUAGAACGUUUACUUUUAGGGGAAAACUGAGAAAAAAAAAGGAUAGAUGAUUUUGCAUUUUACUUCAAAAGUACCAGCCUGAGUAAAAUAAACUUUUUCUGAUACAUGCUACAAUUUCAUUAUCCUGUCUGUUUUAAUUUGUAUUAAUAUAUUUUGAUAUAAGAAAUAACUUGUUUGUAUAUUUAAAUGUCGUGUAACUUCUGCCUUUACAUGCAUGGAAUGUGAUAGAAGGCAUUAAAAUACAAGCAAACAUUGUUUAAGUUUGCAUUUGCCUGUAAACUGACUUUUCUAAUUCAACACUUAACCUGCUGGAUUUUAGUACUGGAUUUUCAAUUCAUAGUCCAUUCAAAGUUCAAGGUAUUUCAGUUCCAAAGUGCAAAAGCCCCAAGCUUCCAAACGUGUAAAGCCUUACCAGGAGACAAGGAUGUGCACACUUGUCAGUGGCUCUAUACUGGUGACAAAGGCUAAUCAAUUUAUGUUCUGACAGGUUAUGGGUUGGUGAGGUUAUGAAAAUGUAUACAUAGUUCGAAAUGACAUAUGCUUCAAUAUGUUUGCUCAAAUUUAAUCAUUAACAUCCAUUAGUCAUAUAAAAUCAAACGAUUCUAGUGCGGAUUUAUUUUACCUGUAAUACAUCUAUCUUUGAUAGAUAAUUUGAUCCUGAUAUCAAAAAAAUGAUGUUUAUAGAUUAAAGAAAAAUAUGUAUGUGGCGCAUGUGUGAAAUUACCGCUAAGCCUAUUUAAAGAGCAUUCUAAUAUUUAAUAAGAAAUGUUUUGUUUUCAUAUAAACUACAUUUUUUUUUAGAUAAAAGAGACAAUUUAAAAUUUCUCUCCAAUUAUGAUAAAUAGAAUAUGAAAGCAACGAAAAUAUACAGUUUUUAAAUGUUGUUGAUAUAUUUUGCAAGUUAUACUUAUAUAUACCCUUUAAAGUUAUUAAAUUUUUAUGACAAUCAAAUUAUUUGAUUAUACAUGUAUUUAUUUGUUUAAGAGAUGUAUUUAAAAUUUAACUUAUUAAUUUAAAGCAAUUAUUUAUGAACUCUGGAUGCUGUGGCUUUUUAAUUUAUGCUUGUUUAUUUCGAUUGGAUUAUUUACAUGUAUAUGAAAAAUAAUUCUAUGUACAAUUGAUUGAAUACAUUAAAUGAAAA
This is a messenger RNA of Ruditapes philippinarum (Manila clam), 2974 nucleotides long. Its product is annotated as zinc finger protein 385B-like. Gene Ontology annotation, molecular function: zinc ion binding; nucleic acid binding. NCBI's taxonomy places the organism in Eukaryota, Metazoa, Mollusca, Bivalvia, Venerida, Veneridae. Bases 169 to 1863 code for a protein of 564 amino acids. The transcript is spliced from 7 exons. Gene Ontology annotation, biological process: regulation of apoptotic process. The record is from RefSeq and is a predicted model, not a curated record.